Messenger RNA from Musa acuminata subsp. malaccensis (wild Malaysian banana), 761 nucleotides. RefSeq names its product anaphase-promoting complex subunit 11. Lineage: Eukaryota; Viridiplantae; Streptophyta; Magnoliopsida; Zingiberales; Musaceae. The record is from RefSeq and is a predicted model, not a curated record. Gene Ontology annotation, molecular function: ubiquitin protein ligase activity; cullin family protein binding; zinc ion binding. Gene Ontology annotation, biological process: protein ubiquitination; anaphase-promoting complex-dependent catabolic process; positive regulation of mitotic metaphase/anaphase transition. Gene Ontology annotation, cellular component: anaphase-promoting complex; nucleus.
UCAAGUCAUAGUAACCCCGUCACCCUUCUCUGUGUCGAAACCCUAAUACCCGAACGUCUCCUCCUCCUCCUCCCAGUCGGGUGAAAGGCGGCCGACGACCGACGACCGGCGUUCGUGCGCAAGGCGGCCACUUCCCCUCAGUGCGUCUCUCUCUCUCUCUCUCUGCUGGCGGUGCAGCAUCCCUCUCUCUUCUCUCUCCCCCGGCGGUGCAGUCCCCCUCUCUCUCCCCCGACGUAAACCUGAUGAAGGUCAAAAUACUGAAGUGGCAUGCUGUGGCUUCGUGGACAUGGGAUGCUCAGGAUGAAACAUGCGGGAUCUGCAGAAUGGCGUUUGAUGGUUGCUGCCCAGACUGUAAAUUCCCGGGUGACGAUUGCCCACUGAUCUGGGGUGCCUGUAAUCAUGCUUUCCAUCUGCAUUGUAUUCUCAAAUGGGUUAACUCGCAGACCCCUCAGCCACAUUGCCCUAUGUGUCGCAGGGAGUGGCAGUUUAAAGCUUAAGCCUCAUCUUAGUUCAUAGGAUCAGUUGUUUGUGGAUUGUUCUGAGGUUGCGUUGCCGCUCCGCCAAGAGACAUCCUUGGUACUCGAGGUUUUGGGAGUUGUCCCUGAUGUUUCUUCUGAUCUUGAAUCAUCAAUCAACGUGUUAUGUUAGUUUGUAGCAAGGCAAUAUUUCUGAAGCUUUCUGUGAGGAACUUGUAAUAUGUGACUAUGGUGUACUGUUCCAGCAUUAUUGAUAGAAGGGAGACCUUUUAGCUCUAUGAGAAA